Paracoccidioides brasiliensis Pb18 is the source of this 438-nucleotide messenger RNA. RefSeq lists its product as uncharacterized. Bases 1 to 438 code for a protein of 145 amino acids. The record is from RefSeq and is a predicted model, not a curated record. The transcript has 2 exons.
AUGAGUGUCCCAUAUUCUCAGGCCGAUUUGGAACUGAGGGUAACUGAACCAGGGCUUCUCCUUGGCUUCAGUCCCAAGUACGGAGUAGUCCAGCCCAGUUCCCUCAGGCUGGAUGGGAGUAUGAGGGAACCUCGACCACAAAUCGGUCCUCAGGUCCGUUUAAUCAUCUCUGUUCCAACAGGCCACACCGGAACUCCAUGCAGUCAACAGAGUUCUUUUAGUUGUGCGUCUGCCACGGAUAUUGCUUUGCAGCUCAUUGAAGUUUGGGAAUCCACCAUCUUCAUGCAUCACAUAGUUAUAGGGCUAGAGGGGAAAGCCGCAUCUGCUGCUAUCCGUGAAGCAUGGAGUUCUGCAGCUCCAAAAGUCCAGAGCCAGCCGACGCGUCGGGUAUCGAUACUUUCACGAUGUGCCUAUGAUAUCAUACAUGAUGCCAACUGA